Messenger RNA from Gavialis gangeticus (Gharial), 8793 nucleotides. It is a transcript of the gene BCR, whose product is annotated as BCR, RhoGEF and GTPase activating protein. Gene Ontology annotation, molecular function: protein serine/threonine kinase activity; guanyl-nucleotide exchange factor activity; GTPase activator activity. The transcript has 23 exons. Gene Ontology annotation, cellular component: membrane. The record is from RefSeq and is a predicted model, not a curated record. Gene Ontology annotation, biological process: protein phosphorylation; positive regulation of GTPase activity; intracellular signal transduction. The coding region runs from base 633 to 4670 and encodes 1345 amino acids. NCBI's taxonomy places the organism in Eukaryota, Metazoa, Chordata, Crocodylia, Gavialidae.
CCGGAGCGCGGCAGGGCCAUGGGCAGCCGGGACCCGCCGCAGCGCGACCAGCAGCAGCAGCAGCGCCGGGAGGGCUCCGGCCGCGGCUCUGGGCUCUCCGGAGCCAUGGGAUAGCGCCAGCGCCGGCCCGGAGACAAGCCGCCGCCCUGCUGCCCUGCACGGCGGCUCGGAGCGCGCCUGCGGAGCGAGGGCGGCACAAUAGCCGGGAAGGGGCAGGGGCGAGAGAGGCGCACGGAGCUGCGGGACUCCGCAAGCCCCGGCCCCUGCAGCGGAGCACGGCGGCACCCGGCCCGGGGAGGCAGGGGCUGGGUGCGCCAUCGGUCGCGUCCUCCCCCGGCCCCUGCUCCUUUGUGCGGCCCGCCGUCGGAUGGCCGUGGCGCGAGCGCCGUUGUUCUCGGGCAGACGCCGGUCCGGCCGGGGCUGACGCUGCGGGUGGUGGUGCGAGGCGACGGGGACGAGAGACCUUCCCAGGGCCAGAAGCAGCUGCCUCUGCGCCCUCUUCUCCGGCGUGGAUCGCGGAGGAGACGCAUUUCGUGAGUUAACCCUUGGCUGUCUGCUGCUGCAGCUCCAUGUGAGAUUUGGCUGGCACACGCCGCCCCCGGUCCUUACCCUGGUCUAUUCUCGGAUGCAAAAUGGUGGACCCAGUGGGGUUUGUGGAGGCUUGGAAAGCUCAGUUUGCAGACUCGGAGCCUCCCAAGAUGGAGCUGAAAUCGGUGGGAGAUAUCGAGCAGGAGCUGGAGCUGUGCAAAGCCUCCAUCCGGAGGCUGGAGAUGGAAGUCAACAAGGAGAGGUUCCGCAUGAUCUACCUGCAGACCCUCCUGGCCAAGGAGAAGAAGAGCUAUGACCGGCAGAGGUGGGGAUUUAAGCGAGUUUCCCAUCUGCCUGAAGGGGCUGCGGAGCAGCAGAAUCAAGACCCACAUCACCAACCGGCUGAGCAAGGGGAGCUGGAAAAAAACAAGCCCCAUCACGGAGAGGAGAGGUUCAAGCCAAGGAUACCUUCUCUGCGGAAACUGUCCACCCAGAGCGACGGGUCAGACCUGUCGCUGCUGGACAGUCCCCACCACGGGGAAGGGGAUCAGGACAGGUGUAAAUACUACAGCGAAGAAAAGCUGAAGAGAGUUGUGGAGGACACGGAGAACCGCUGCGAUACAGAGGGGUCCCCUUCCAAGCACAAGCCUGCUUCCGCUCGCAGGCUGGCAGGAUCCGCUGAGAGAGAGGGGUCUUUCGAGCCAAUUGCGAAGGAGAGAGGGAACACUACCAGUGUGGCGGCGCUGAGGUCCAAUUUUGAGCGGAUUAAAAAGAUAAACUUGCAUUCCUCUACAGAUAGCAAGGAUGCUCCGGAGAAGCCCUUUUACGUGAACAUGGAGUACCACCAUGAGAAGGGGCUUGUGAAAGUCAACGAUAAAGAUGUUUCAGAUAAGAUAAGCUCCCUGGGUAGCCAAGCCAUGCAGAUGGAGCGCAAAAAGUCUUUGCAUUCUCUUCCUCCGAACAUGGUAGCCAGCUUUGCCACCUACAGGGGGAGAUCCUCUGAGAGCACCUUCGGCUAUGAUGGCGACUAUGAGGACGCUGAACUGAACCCCAGGUUUCUGAAAGACAACCUGAUAAACGCCAAUGGGGGCAACCGAGCACCAUGGCAACCAAUGGACUUUCAGCCCUACCAAAGCAUCUACGUUGGUGGGAUGAUGGGGGAAGGAGAAAGCAAAGGAUCUGUCCUGCAAAAUCAAAGUAUGUCUGACCAGGAGAAGCAUCUUACAUGGCCCAGGAGGUCUUAUUCCCCCAGGAGUUUUGAGGACAUUGGGGGAGGGUAUACCCCUGACUGUAGCUCUAAUGAGAACCUCACAUCCAGCGAGGAGGACUUCUCUUCAGGUCAGUCCAGCCACGUUUCUCCCAGCCCCACCGCUUACCGCAUGUAUCGGGAUAAAAGCCGUUCUCCGUCCCAGAAUUCACAGCAGUCCUUUGACAGCAGCAGCCCACCGACUCCUCAGUCUCAAAAGCGGCACAGGCCACAGCAGGUUGUUGUGUCUGAAGCUACAAUUGUAGGAGUACGAAAAACAGGGCAGAUCUGGCCAAAUGAUGGAGACUUACCGUCUGGGAGAAGUCAUCAGGACAGCUGUUUCCAUGGAGAUACAGAUGCUUCAUUCAGUGGGACGCCACCUAGCUAUGCCUAUGAUGCUGACCGUGCCGAAGAACAGCGGCGACACCAUGACAUGAUGCCCUACAUUGAUGACUCACCGUCAUCAUCACCACAUCUCAGUUCCAAGAGUCGGGGCAGCCGAGAUACACUCUCUUCAGGGUCUCUGGAGUCCACAAAAUCAAGUGAGCCAGACUUGGAGAAGGGCUUGGAGAUGAGGAAAUGGGUCCUGUCUGGAAUCCUAGCCAGUGAGGAAACCUACCUGAGCCACCUAGAGGCUCUGCUGCUGCCCAUGAAGCCUUUGAAAGCUGCUGCCACCACUUCUCAGCCUGUGUUGACCAGUCAGCAGAUUGAAACCAUUUUCUUCAAAGUGCCUGAAUUAUACGAGAUCCACAAAGAAUUCUAUGAUGGGCUUUUUCCUCGUGUGCAGCAGUGGAGUCACCAGCAGCGUGUAGGAGACCUUUUCCAGAAGCUGGCCAGCCAGCUGGGAGUGUACCGGGCCUUCGUGGAUAACUAUGAGGUUGCCAUGGAGACAGCAGAGAAAUGCUGCCAGGCCAACGCUCAGUUUGCUGAAAUCUCUGAGAAUCUGAAGGCCAGAAGCACAAAGGAUUCUAAGGAUCAGACGACAAAAAACUCCUUGGAAACUCUACUGUACAAGCCGGUGGAUCGAGUGACACGCAGCACACUUGUUCUUCAUGAUUUACUGAAACACACUCCAGCCACCCAUCCUGACUACCCCCUCUUGCAGGACGCACUGCGCAUCUCUCAGAAUUUCCUGUCCAGCAUCAAUGAGGAGAUCACGCCCCGCAGACAAUCAAUGACGGUCAAGAAGGGAGAGCACCGGCAGCUCCUGAAGGACAGUUUCAUGGUGGAGCUGGUUGAGGGAGCUCGGAAGCUGCGCCACGUCUUUCUUUUCACUGACCUGUUCCUGUGUGCCAAGCUCAAGAAGCAGAUUGGAGGGAAAAGCCAGCAGUAUGAUUGUAAAUGGUACAUUCCGCUCACAGACCUCAGCUUCCAGACAGUGGAUGAGGCCGAGGCUGUGCCUAACAUCCCGCUCGUGCCUGACGAGGAGCUGGACGCCAUGAAGAUCAAGAUAUCCCAGAUCAAGAAUGACAUCCAGCGGGAAAAGAAGGCGAAUAAGGGCAGCAAAGUCAUUGAGAGGUUGAAAAAGAAGCUCUCUGAGCAGGAGUCUCUGCUGCUGCUGAUGUCCCCCAACAUGGCUUUCCGGGUGCACAACCGCAAUGGCAAGAGUUACACGUUCCUCAUCUCAUCAGACUAUGAACGUGCUGAGUGGAGAGAAAACAUCCGGGAACAGCAGAAGAAAUGCUUUAAAAGCUUCUCGCUCACAUCAGUGGAGCUCCAGAUGUUGACCAACUCAUGUGUCAAGCUUCAGACUGUCCACAACAUUCCCCUUACCAUCAAUAAAGAAGAUGAUGAAUCCCCCGGGCUCUAUGGAUUCCUGAACGUGAUCGUCCAUUCUGCCACAGGAUUCAAACAGAGUUCGAAUCUGUACUGCACAUUAGAGGUGGAUUCCUUCGGGUAUUUUGUGAACAAAGCUAAGACCCGUGUUUACAGGGACACCACAGAGCCCAAUUGGAACGAGGAGUUUGAAAUUGAGCUGGAGGGCUCGCAGACCCUGCGGAUUCUGUGCUAUGAAAAAUGCUAUAACAAGACCAAGCUCACCAAAGAGGAUGGAGAGACCACUGACAGGAUCAUGGGGAAAGGCCAGAUCCAGCUGGAUCCACAGGUACUGCAAGACAAAGACUGGCAGCGGACAGUCAUCUCAAUGAAUGGAAUCGAAGUGAAACUGUCUGUGAAAUUUACCAGUCGGGAGUUCAGCCUAAAAAGAAUGCCAUCCCGCAAACAGACUGGCGUCUUUGGAGUCAAGAUUGCUGUUGUCACCAAGAGGGAGAGAUCCAAGGUGCCUUACAUUGUGCGCCAGUGUGUGGAGGAGAUAGAGCGGCGUGGGAUGGAGGAAGUGGGCAUUUAUCGUGUCUCAGGGGUUGCAACUGAUAUCCAGGCCUUGAAAGCUGCCUUCGAUGUCAACAACAAAGAUGUGUCGGUGAUGAUGAGCGAGAUGGAUGUUAACGCCAUUGCUGGGACAUUAAAGCUGUAUUUCAGAGAACUGCCUGAGCCCCUCUUCACAGAUGAACUGUACCCCAACUUUGCAGAGGGCAUCGCACUUUCAGAUCCGGUUGCAAAGGAAAGCUGCAUGCUGAACCUAUUGCUGUCACUUCCAGAACCUAACCUUGUGACAUUCCUUUUCCUUCUGGACCAUUUAAAAAGGGUUGCUGAGAGGGAGAGCAUCAACAAGAUGUCCCUGCACAAUCUGGCAACUGUCUUUGGACCAACACUGCUGAGACCCUCAGAGAAGGACAGUAAAAUUCCUGCCAACCCAACCCAGCCCAUAACAAUGACUGAUAGCUGGUCACUAGAAGUCAUGUCCCAGGUUCAAGUUCUUCUUUACUUCCUGCAGCUGGAAACGAUCCCCACCCCAGACAGCAAGAGGCAAAGCAUCCUCUUUUCCACAGAGGUAUAGAGGCCUGGUUUUAGCCAGGGGACUUGUAGAACUGCUCUCAGUGUGAACCUGCCACGCUGAGAGUGAGAAGACUGGUUCUUCAGACAUUCUUGGCCUGCUCCCAUCACAGGGAAGUGUGGCCUUCAGUGCUUCUGCUGUUUGUCACACAGAGAGACAAGCUAAAGAGAAAGGAGAAACUCCGUCUCGUUCUUAUCAUUUAGAACAGGAAAGAAUUGGACAGGACAUGGGACUGUGCUAAGAGCCUCCACUCGAAGGAGCAAUAGACACUUUAAUGAAGGCCACCCGGGGCAUGGCUGCUGUGCUUGUUGGGAAUAGGACAGAAGGUUUUCCUCAUUUUUAUGGAGUUAAUUUAUCAUAAAGAAGUUUCAAGAUUUCUACUGGACCACUUGUCAGGAUGCCCUGGGGUAAGGGGGUGUUUAAAGGAUUUGUCACAACUGUGUCAUUUUAAUAACUGCUGUUUUAAGCUAUUGUUCUGGGUUACAAGGGAUUGCGCUGCUCAGCAAGGGGGAGCCACAAUUCCCUCCACUCAGAAAUUCAGGCCUUGAUUUGAACAGGGUUUUUGAAUAAUAAACCAGAAGUUUGGUGCACAACUGGACCUGUUGUUUUUUUGUCUCUGUCCUGCCCAUGCCUUCCCUUGUAAAGGUUUGUACAAACUCGAGGGAAGGGGCAGCCCUCUUUUUGCCUCUUUGUUGCACUUCUGACACUGUUUUGGUGUUAAAAGGAGCCAGCCUCAGUUGCAAUGAUACAAUGAGUGGCCCUGCCCUUGACAAAUGGCAGGAAAGACUAGGCUGAGCGCAUCAUGAGCCUGUUCUCUGGAACAAGCAAGUGUGCUUGGCUGUGUCAGAAAGGAGCGGCUGGGCUCUCCAGAGGAUCAGUAAUUUCUUCUGGGCCCUUUUCAAAUUGGACAGAAAUGAACUGGUGAGGCUGCUGUAACUCCCAGCUCUUCAUAUGAAUGCAUGUUAGCACUGGUGCAAAAAUAAGCACUAAAAACACCUACUGAAGUAUCUUCAAACAUCUGGGGACAAAAAAUCAACAGCUGUCUUUCUUGCUGGCUGCUUACUCUAAACUGUUCUUAGAAAAGUUUGUCUUGAUACUUGAAUUCAUUUUCUUUUGUUUGAGACUUUGUAUGUUGCUUUUCCAAGAGUCUUUUUUCUGAUUGGCACAAAUACUUUGGUGUGUCAGAAUGUACUAUCACAUGGACAAUCUCACAGGUAGCAUGCGUUUUGUAUUCUUCAGAAAUUCCAACCCUGUUUUAAUUAAGAGCUGUGCAGCAAUUUCUGUGGAACUACACACAGCAGUACAAGAGAAGGGGCCAUAAUACCCACUCUGCUUCCACUAGUGUAACCAGAAUGGCUUACAUGGGUAGAAGUGGGACCAGUAUUUGCCUUGGGAAUUGUAAUCAUAAGUUAAUUGCCUGGUAUCUAGACCAGAAUGAGUUAUUCUGGUCAUGAAGCAGAUGUGCCAAACAUCUGAGGGGAGAUUCCAGCUGCAUAAGGUAUUUCCUCCCCCUUUACAACCCACCCCAUUAUGCAGUGUCAACUUUAGUCAUGACCAUCCAUCACCAUCCUGGCUUUAAAAAAAAAAAAAAAAAAGGCAGCUUGAAGAGAAAAAAAUAGAAUAGGGGGUGGGAGGGAAGAAGCCAAUUGAAAAAAUAAAUGAUGCAGUUGAAUUAUCAGCAUCAUUUGAGGGGAAAUACUAAAGAGAAAACCAAUCCUGUUAUGCCAAAUUUUCAGAAGGUCUCUCAAACCUCUCCAUUGUGAAAAAUAACAGAGGAAUCUUCCAAACAAGGGGGGGGGAAGCAAAGAAGCUAUUUGGUAGUCACUCUAAUUCUGACUGCUGCAUACUAUUAGAUGUUAUUGUACUGUGAAGUUGCAAAUUCAAAAGACAAAUAGAAAAUAUUUCGAUUUUGUGAGUAUAUCAACAUUUUGCAUGCUAUUGUAAGGAUUCGUAUAGGAAUUUAAUAUUGCUUAGCACCCCUCCCUUCUUAGGUCUGGGAGCAAAACCUCUGUGUGUCGUACAACUAGAAAAUCCUUCUCUCUGGACUGUAUUUCCACUGCAUUCUCACUUUAAACCCUCUUUUCUGUUAGAAACCCUAAGGCCAAAAAAUGUGCAUGGUUCAGAGGUGUUUGCACAGAGGAGGGUGGAGCCAAGGAAACUUGAAAGCUUAAAAUUUGUCCUUUUUUAAUGGGGGAGGGAGGGGGGUGGAGGGCACUGGGGAAAAAUAGAUAAAAAUUGGUCCAAUCCUGAAAGCUAUCUCAAGGAAAGUGAUGCCAUCCUAUAACACACACUUUGGUUUUGCGCUUUUCUGUGUUUUGUGUUUUAAUAGCAUAUCUGUAAAUCCUUUCACUGUCAGCUGCACACCCACCCAUCCCUUCAUGGACUUCAGAGUUUGGUAUGUUUGAGGCAGCAGCACUGCAAAAAGCUUUGUUUUGGAACUCCUGCUCCAAGCAGUGGUGUAAUAAUUUUCUCCUUUUGGUGUUUAUAAUCUGUGGCUGCAGGUUGCAGUAUUUAAACUGGAAAGCAAUACCAUAAUAACUGUGCCAAUUUACUUUUGCCGGACUUUUUUAUUUUUAUUUAUAUAGGAAGUGUAAUUUUAAUAUUAAAUUGCUGAUUUAUAUUAUGUAACCAUAAGAAAGUUGCUUUUUGCUUUGGUUACUGUUCCAAGUUGUUGCUUUUAGUCUCUUAGUACAGUACAGGGUGUGAUUCUAAUGAAACUCUAUCUAACAUGCAGGCAUGUGGAUCAGAAGAAGUGUCAAGAGUUAAUUUAACGUAACCCGUUAAUUAUUUUUGUUGAGUAUGAGUGUAUGUUUUCCCCAAAGCUGGUAAUUUUGGGCUGGAAAAAUACCACAUCCUCUGAUAUUGGCAGGGUCAUUGAUUUGUUUGAAGUGUGGGAGUGGAUUAAUUAAACUUUCCUUAGAGAUGCAGCUGUAAGUCUUGUGUGGGGACUACGGUUCCUGAAAUUGAGAACUCACAAAAGGCUGCUUCCCUUUUUCCCACUGUUUUCUUACAUCUCAACACAAUAAAGGAAAAGGGACUGGUCCUUUGCAGUAUCAGAGAGGCCUGCUUCCCAGGAGGAAAACUGGCCUCGCCCAUUGUACAUUUUAGAAGACACAACAUCAGCAGUGUGAGAGCGAGAACUGGCAAGAUUCAACCUUCUCAGAUAGACUGUAAUGUAUGCUGGGAAUUGGUACCAACUUAUUGAAUACACUCUUCCAAGCCCAUAGCUUUCAGCUGCUUAAACCUAAAACAUGAGAACAGGCAUCUGGGAUUCUUCAGAUAAUUUCAAUAUCAUCUGUGUAACAUCAUUUAAAAAAGAAAAGGCACCAGAGCCCUUGCCUUUGGAAAUAGCUUUAAAAAAAAAUCUUGUGGAUGUUUUUCCAAUCUGGAGUAAGUCUUUAAACCAGCAGAGUAGCAGUAAGUAAAACAAACAAACAAACCCUGAAAAAGAGCGUAUAAGGACCAGUGAUAACUGCUUAGAUCUGUUUUAUCUUUGUGUUUUGCGUGUUGUUUUAUACUGGGGGAAAAGGUGUCUUAGUUGAAACCAAACUGAAACACAUCCAUUUAAAUGCUGCUGGUGCAUUUUACUCUUGAAAAGAGUAAAUGUAAAGAGCUGAGGUAGUUGUUAGGCUAAAUCAAGCUGUACUUUAUAUGCUGCUAAUUUUUUAUGUAUCAGCUAAGGGCGACAUAGAGCAAUGCAUUGAUCCCAUUCACUGAUGCCUAAUGCCUGGCUUGACUCUGACCUUCAGUUGCCAAGUGAAGUACAGGGCAAUCAAUAUGUACCAUGUGAAAUGAAACUGCAAAUACUUUUUGUAGGUCACUACGUGAUGCAACUGUGGAUUGUGUUUGUUGGAGAUGCUGUUUGUUCACUUGAAUUGUUUUCUAAUUGUUUUAUGUUCUUUUUAUAUAUAUAUUGGUUCCUUUAAACAAAUGUACUGUUCUGUACAUAAAGGGUCUUCAAACUUGCUCACCACCCAUUGCGACACUGGAGGGCGUUACAGUAUGUGUUCACUUCUCGCACUGUGCCAUUCCUCAAAAUACAUGUGGAGCGGAAAAUGAACAGCUUUGGCCUUUCAAGGUGCCUAAAAUCUGCAUCUUAAUAAAGAUUUAAAAACCCCUCCUGCUA